UUGCGUCGUGGUCCACGGCUCAUCCGUUAUCUUCCCAAACGGUGCCCUCUAGGGAUAUUUUAAUGUUUCUGCACUGCGUCGCCAGCACCACCCCUUGCUCUCGAAGAUUCAUCUACGCCCCGCUCCUCACCCUUAUCCUCUCCUUGGCGACCAUGGCUGCUUCUUCUUCUUCAUCACAGCCAGACGAAGUGCUGCCACUGUUUGCUUGCCCCAAAUGCUUAAGGUGGUCACCUUCGUCUCUCGCGGCGGAACUCGGUACUACAAGUGCGUCAGGAAAGAUGCUGGGCUAUGCCGGUUCAUGAGAUCCACCGAGACGUACCUGCCGGAGCUGACUCGUCAUGGCCUGUUGCAGCCGUAUGUGCUGCAGGCUGCAUCACUCCCUUGCCGUCCACCCGUCCCGCCGUCCGGUCCUCUCCAGCAGAGACUAAGGCGAGAGCACAACUUCGACGACGGCGGACAGGCGGAGAUUCAGCCUGCCCAUACCCAACAUGUCCGAUGAAGAUAGCUGUGAAGGGGAUACGGGCGAUGCCAACCUACAGAUUCCUAGCAACAUAAAUAGUGAUGAUUCAGCGGAGAAUGAUGCCACAGGCUGCUGUCCAGCACCAACAUCUCGUAUAUCUGUCAAGCAUGCUGUUGAGGUUAUUCGGACAUUCAAUGAGUUCAAGCGAUUCCUUGUGGCAAGCAUCGGCUUUGGUGGCAUGCUCGACCUCCAGUUGCUGCAGAAACUAAACCUCAAACAUAGCUCACUUGUUGUCCUCUGGAAAGUGUAACCGCGCCUGUCGUCAUGCCGAUGAAGUGUGCCAAUAGUCUGUGGAACCUCCGAUGCUUCUGCUUGCAUGGCAACUCCAGGAGUCACUGGACCAGUUGAAUGUUCUGCACCCAAACCAUUUUUUCAUAUUUCAGUGCAUAUAUGAAUAGAAAUCAUGGUAAAAAAGUCAGCAA
This is a messenger RNA of Triticum urartu, 942 nucleotides long. The record is from RefSeq and is a predicted model, not a curated record. NCBI's taxonomy places the organism in Eukaryota, Viridiplantae, Streptophyta, Magnoliopsida, Poales, Poaceae.